AUGGAGGUCUACGUGGAUGACAUGUUAGUCAAAAGCCUCCGGGCAGCCGAACACGUAACUCACCUCAACCAAACUUUCCAAAUACUUAGAAAAUAUAAGAUGAUGUUGAAUCCCCUCAAAUGCACCUGCGAAGUGGCAUCGGGUCAGUUCUUGGGAUAUAUUGUCAAUCAAAGGGGAAUUAAAGCAAAUCCAGUGAAAAUAAGGGCCUUGCUAGAUAUGAAGUCACCCCAGAAAUCAAAGGAGAAAUUCCAAUGGACUUCGAAAUGUGAAGAAGCCUUCCAGGCGCUGAAAAAGCCCCUCGAAGAGGCGCCCCUCUUGUCAAAAUCUCAUCUGGAUGAGUCACUACUGCUGUACUUAGCUAUUUCGAAUGUGGCGGUCAGCGCCGUCCUAGUUAGAAAAGAAGGUGAGCGCCAGUUGCCAGUGUACUACGCCAGCAAAGCACUUCUCCCAACUGAAACACACUACCCAGACAUGGAGAAACUGGCACUCACCCUUAUCACAACCUCAAGAAAACUGAGGCCAUACUUUCAAGCCCACUCAAUCGAAGCCAUUAAGGGCCAGGCCCUAGCAGAUUUUAUGGUUGAGUUUGCCAAAGCCUCAAAAAUGGAGACUGGCUCUGGGGCAGGGAUCAUCUUGGAAAGCCCGAAAGGCAACAAGCUAAACUGCACAGUAAGGUUUGGCUUCAAACCCUGGAACAACGCUGCUGAAUACGAGGCCCUUCUGGAGGGUCUUCGACUUGGUAAUGAGAUGCAGGUCAAAAGGCUCCUGGUGAGCAACGAUUCUCAACUUAUAGUAAAUCAGGUCAAUGGGAACUUCGUGGCCAAGGACAGUAGCAUGGUUGCAUACUUGAAGUUGUAUCUAGACCUAGUUCCUCAUUUUGAAAGGUUCGAACUGACUCAAGUCCCCUGCCUAGAAAAUACACAUGCAGACGCCCUUUUAAAACUAGCCAGCAGCAAGGAUUCAGAGCUGCUGAAGGUUGUCCCCAUUGAGCACUUAUCAAAGCCCUCCACAUCCAAAGGUGAAGAGGUACUACGGAUAGAAGGCACCCCAUUGUGGAUGAAGUCUAUCAUUGCCUAUCUGAAAGAUCAAUCCCUGCCUGCCUCUAGAAGCGAGGCGCGGAAGUUAAGAAGAAGGGCGACACGCUUCGUCCUGCAAGAAGAAAUUCUUUACAAGAGAGGCUUCGCCUCACCACUUCUUCGAUGCGUGAGAGGAGAAGAGGCCACAUAUAUACUUAGGGAAAUCCAUGAGGGAAUCUAUGGAAAUCACUCCGAAGAAACGGCUCUGGUACACAAGGUUCUCCGUCAGAGCUACUUCUGGUCGACCCUGAAAAGAGAUGCUUGCCAGUUUGUCCAAAAAUGUGACAAGUACCAACGCUUCUCAAACAUACAAAGACGGCCUGCUCAGAGCCUCUCCGUUGACGAACUCCCCCACAUCCUCUGGGCUAUCAGAACUUCUAGCCGAACUGCAACAGGUGAAACACCAUUUUCCAUGACCUACGGAGCCGAGGCCAUGAGCCCGAUCGAGGUUGGGGUCCCAUCACACUGUCGGAUACACUUCAGUGAGAUCAGCAAUGACGAGGCUCGAAUAAGCGAACUGCACCUCCUUGAGGAAAUGAGGAAUGCCUCCCAAUGGUCCGAUCCUCAAUUAUUAACUGGUUAUUGUUAUGAGGUGCUUAGUCUGAUAUUUGUCAUUCAUACAAGUAUAAACAGAUCCAAAAGGUAA
Messenger RNA from Olea europaea var. sylvestris, 1722 nucleotides. RefSeq lists its product as uncharacterized. The coding region runs from base 1 to 1722 and encodes 573 amino acids. The record is from RefSeq and is a predicted model, not a curated record. Gene Ontology annotation, molecular function: RNA-DNA hybrid ribonuclease activity; nucleic acid binding. NCBI's taxonomy places the organism in Eukaryota, Viridiplantae, Streptophyta, Magnoliopsida, Lamiales, Oleaceae. The transcript has 6 exons.